Molecule: messenger RNA, 306 nt
Organism: Pelobates cultripes (western spadefoot toad)
Lineage: Eukaryota; Metazoa; Chordata; Amphibia; Anura; Pelobatidae
Source: the annotation of a GenBank genome assembly
AUGGCCGCCGCACCGACCAAGCACAUGCUCCACUGUGAAAUUAUGUUUCAGGCAGUUUUCAACGCCCUGUGUGUGGCAUUCACUUCAGCCGUGACCAUGGAGGCCUCCAGCUCUGUACCAACAGCCUGUAACUCUCCAAGGCUGAGAGCAAAAAAGAGCAAGCAUCCCACACAGCCUGCACCUGUGGUAAAGCCUACUCGCAGAUCUCCCACACGGAGACACCCUGCCAGACGGAGGUCUUGCCGUUCUCACCUACCUGCAUGCGGCUCAAGCACCCAAGCGGACCAGCGUUCUACGGAAUAUUGA